Gastrolobium bilobum is the source of this 1578-nucleotide messenger RNA. Its product is annotated as phospho-2-dehydro-3-deoxyheptonate aldolase 1, chloroplastic-like. Lineage: Eukaryota; Viridiplantae; Streptophyta; Magnoliopsida; Fabales; Fabaceae. The transcript has 4 exons. Bases 1 to 1578 code for a protein of 525 amino acids. The record is from RefSeq and is a predicted model, not a curated record. Gene Ontology annotation, molecular function: 3-deoxy-7-phosphoheptulonate synthase activity. Gene Ontology annotation, biological process: aromatic amino acid biosynthetic process.
AUGGCUGUUGCUUCUUCCAACUCUCUCAUUCCCGCAAAAUCCUUACUCCCAACCCACCAUUUCCUUGUUCCUCCCUCCAACCUUAACAACCAAUGCUGCUUCCCCAACAAGCCCAGGCCCAAGCCCAAGCCCAGGCCCGUACCUUCCAUCCACGCCGCCGAUAAGUCCCCCACGCCAUCGACCUACACCAGUGAGGCAAAGUGGACCCUGGACGGGUGGAAAUCGAAGAAGGCCCUUCAACUUCCCGAAUACCCUAACAAAGAGGACCUCGAAACGGUGCUGAGGACACUGGAAGCGUUCCCUCCGAUCGUGUUCGCCGGAGAGGCUAGGAACCUGGAGGAGCGGCUAGGCGAGGCUGCCAUGGGCAAAGCUUUCCUUCUGCAAGGUGGAGACUGUGCCGAGAGCUUCAAGGAGUUUGAUGCUAACAACAUUCGUGACACCUUCAGAAUCCUUCUCCAGAUGAGCGUUGUUAUGAUGUUUGGAGGCCAAAUGCCUGUUAUAAAGGUUGGAAGAAUGGCGGGUCAAUUCGCAAAACCGAGAUCGGAACCGUUCGAGGAGAAAAACGGCGUGAAGCUGCCGAGUUAUAGAGGUGAUAAUGUGAAUGGAGAUGCAUUUGAUGAGAAGACCAGAAUUCCUGAUCCACAAAGAAUGAUUAGAGCGUAUACUCAAUCCGCAGCGACUCUUAAUCUUUUAAGAGCUUUUGCCACUGGAGGGUAUGCUGCUAUGCAAAGGGUCACCCAAUGGAAUUUGGACUUCACACAGCAUAGUGCACAAGGAGAUAAGUACCUAGAGCUUGCUCAACGUGUUGAUGAGGCCCUUGGAUUCAUGGCUGCUGCUGGCAUCACUGUUGACCAUCCUAUUAUGAAAAAAACCGAGUUCUGGACUUCACAUGAAUGUUUGUUAUUGCCCUAUGAGCAAUCACUUACACGAUUGGACUCAACUUCGGGUCUUUAUUAUGAUUGUUCGGCACACAUGCUUUGGGUUGGUGAGAGGACGAGGCAGCUUGAUGGCGCUCACGUCGAGUUUCUCAGAGGGGUUGCCAAUCCCCUAGGAAUUAAGGCAAGCGAAAAGAUGGACCCCGACGAGCUUGUUAGACUCAUUGAAAUCUUGAAUCCCAAUAACAAACCUGGAAGAAUAACUGUUAUCACCAGGAUGGGAGCUGAGAAUACGAGGGUAAAGCUUCCACAACUAAUCAGGGCAGUUCGCAGAUCCGGGCAAAUUGUGACAUGGGUCAGCGAUCCUAUGCAUGGCAACACCAUCAAGGCUCCGUGUGGACUCAAAACUCGCCCCUUCGAUGAUAUCAGGGCGGAGUUGAUAGCAUUCUUCGACGUGCAUGAACGAGAAGGAAGCCACCCGGGUGGGGUUCAUCUAGAGAUGACGGGUCAGAAUGUGACCGAAUGCAUUGGGGGGUCAAGGACGGUCACGUAUGAUGAUCUUAGCUCACGUUACCAUACACACUGUGACCCUAGGCUUAAUGCUUCACAAUCUCUCGAGCUUGCUUUCAACAUCGCUGAACGGCUCAGAAAGAGUAGGAUCAGAUCUGAUGAGCAGCCUAUUUUCUCCCUAGGACGACUGUAA